AUGGCGUCGCUGGCCAGCUCGGCUCCUGGCGCCGAUGAUGGCGGCCGCAGGAAGCCCCGCCUGGCGGCUUCCUUGCAGAUCAGCCCCGGGACCAACCCCUGGCGCCCUCCGGCCAGCGUGGGCCGGGACGCCUGGGAGCCCGCGCCUGUGCCCAGCGCGGAGGAAGACCCGGAGGGGCGCAGGAAGGCGCAGGCCUCGGUGGUGGGGGACGGCGGGCCCGCCGGCGCGGUGACCGCAGUCGGGGAGGCCCGGGCCCGGGAGGAGGUGGGCGGACAGGGGGGGAAAGCCCCGAGGGUCGCGGAUCCCGCCAGCGACUGCCCGAGGUCCCCCCGACAGCUGAGCCUGCCGCGCAAAGAUCCGCCCCCGGAUCAGGCCGUGUCCCUGCUGACCCAGUACGCCGCGGGCCUGGGCGUCUCCCUCCUCUUCCGGGAGGACCACAGGGCAGGUGCGUGCUUCCCUUUCUCGGCGCACGUGGAGCUGGAUGGGGUGGUGUGCCCGGCAGGCACCGCGAGCACCAACACCGAGGCCAAGCAGCAGGCGGCGCUCUCGGCCCUCCGCUACAUCCGGAGCCAGCUGGAGAGCCCAGAUCCCCAGCAGACCCCCAGCAAGCCUCCCCUGUCCUCCCUGAGUGCAGAGAACAUCCUGACGCACGAGCAGCGCUGUGCGGCUGUGGUCAGCGCCGGCUUUGACCACCUGCUGGACGAAAACUCGCCGUACUGGGCCUGUAAGGGGACUGUGGCCGCAGUCAUCCUGGAAAGGGAGAUCCCGGGUGCCAAGGGCCACACCAAGGAGAUCUACCAGCUGGUGGCCCUGGGCACGGGCGGCAGCAGCUGUGGCGGCCGGCUGGAGUUCUCUGGCCGGCAGCUGCAUGACUGCCACGGCCUGGUCGUGGCCCGCCGGGCCCUGCUGAGGUUCUUCUUCCGGCAGCUCCUGCUGGCCACGCAGGGGGGCCCCAAGGGCCAGGAGCGGUCGGUGCUGGCCCCCCAGCCGGGGCCCGGGCCCCCCUUCGCCCUCAAGCCCCGCAUCUUCCUGCACCUCUACGUCAGCAACACGCCCAAAGGAGCGGCUCACGACGUCUACCUCCCGCUGACCUUGGAAGGUGGCCUGCUGCACAGCCCAGCCUUCUGCCUGCAGGCUCACGUGCACGGGCAGCUGAAGCCGGUGUGCUACCUGGCCCCCGCGCUCCGCGACACCCACGUGGGCUGCCUCUCGGCCAGCGACAAGCUGGCGCGCUGGGCCGUGCUGGGGCUGGGCGGCGCCCUGCUGGGCCACUUCCUGCCGCCGCUCUACGCCACCAGCCUCGUCCUGGCUGACCCCUGCCACGACCCGCCCACCGUGAGCAGGGCUGUGCACAUGCGGCCCAGCCUGGACAGCGCCUUGGGGCCGUGCCUGCCGCCACCCUACGUUCGCACCACCCUUCACCUGUUUUCAGGGCCCCCCGUGGCCCCCUCCAACUCCGUCUCCAACACCUGCCACAACCUGAGCCUCAACUGGAGCCUGGGGGACCCUGACAUGGAGGUCGUGGAUGCAACCACGGGGCGCGUGAAGGCAGAUGGCAGCCUCGGGCCGCCGUCCCGCCUCUGCAAGGCAGCCUUCCUCCGGGCCUUCCGCCAGGUGGCCCGCGCGCUGGGCAAGACCUACCUGCUGGCGCUGAAGACCUACGAGGCCGCCAAGGCUGGGCCCUACCAGGAGGCUCGCCAGCAGCUGUCUCUGCUCUUGGACCAGCAGGGCCUGGGCGCGUGGCCCUCGAAACCGCUCGUGGGCAAAUUCAGGAACUAA
Lepus europaeus (European hare) is the source of this 1779-nucleotide messenger RNA. It is a transcript of the gene ADAD2, whose product is annotated as adenosine deaminase domain containing 2. The record is from RefSeq and is a predicted model, not a curated record. The coding region runs from base 1 to 1779 and encodes 592 amino acids. Gene Ontology annotation, cellular component: cytoplasm; nucleolus. The transcript is spliced from 10 exons. NCBI's taxonomy places the organism in Eukaryota, Metazoa, Chordata, Mammalia, Lagomorpha, Leporidae. Gene Ontology annotation, molecular function: double-stranded RNA adenosine deaminase activity; double-stranded RNA binding; tRNA-specific adenosine deaminase activity. Gene Ontology annotation, biological process: adenosine to inosine editing; RNA processing.